Molecule: messenger RNA, 660 nt
Organism: Momordica charantia (bitter melon)
Lineage: Eukaryota; Viridiplantae; Streptophyta; Magnoliopsida; Cucurbitales; Cucurbitaceae
Source: RefSeq, a predicted model, not a curated record
AUGAAUACUCCUCCGUCCGCCGCCGAGGCCGCCGGAGAGUCCAAGUACAAGGGCGUGAGGCGGCGGAAAUGGGGGAAGUGGGUGUCGGAGAUCCGCCUCCCGAACAGCCGCGACCGCAUCUGGCUCGGCUCCUACGACUCGCCGGAGAAGGCCGCUAGAGCCUUCGACGCCGCCCUCUACUGCCUCCGCGGCCGCCACGCUAAGUUCAACUUCCCGGACCAACCGCCGGACAUUCUCGACGCCCACUCCCUCACUUGCCAGCAGAUUCAGGAAGUCGCCGCUAAGUUCGCCAAUGAGUACUCAAACGACGCCGUUAUUGUCGCCCCUCCUGCCGACGAUCACGCCGCCGCUGCUGAUGAUUCUUCACCCGUUGCCACCGUGGAUCAAAUCUGCCACGUGGGUGCCAGCUCCGUUAAAGACGAAAAUUAUAAUAUGGAUUGGUCUAAUUUCCUGAACAAGCUCGACCCGGUUGACCAGGGCGGUGGUUCGGGUUCCGCCUCUAAUUUGUUUAACAUUUACUCUGACCAGUUUGAUAAUAUGAUAACCGAUGAAUUAUACCAAACACAUGACCCUCACGAUGACGGGGAUUAUUACGACGACGUUUCCGGCCAUGACUCUUUCUCCCAUCAAUCUUUCCUUUGGAACUUCGGAAACAAUUAA